CCCUUCGCAAUCCUCAAUACAACAUGUUGGCUCUGAGGGCUCGCGCAGUCGCGAUUCCCCGUGCGCACAGCAGCAGUAGAAUCAUCAUCGCCGCGCGUAUCAGGUACUACUCCGUAGUUGCCAACGCGCCGCGCCCAAGGAAGACAAAGGUUUGGGACUCGGUGGACGAGGCACUCAAGGAUGUGAAGACUGGGGAUACAAUUCUCUCCGGAGGGUUUGGACUGUGUGGCAUUCCUGAGACCCUCAUCACUGCCCUCACAAAACGAGCCGACGUUCGGAAUCUCACUGCCGUGUCGAACAACGCGGGCGCAGGAGACCACGGCCUAGUUAAACUUAUCAAGACGAAACAGCUCGACAAGGUCAUGAUCUCCUACUUAGGAGGAAAUAAGUACCUCGAGUCAGCCUAUCUUAACGGUGACGUCGGCAUCGAGCUUGUUCCCCAGGGUACCCUCGUUGCCCGUCUGCACGCGCACGCUUCUGGCGAGCCUUGUAUCUUCACGCCUACGGGUGCCAACACAGCCGUCGAGACCGGCGGCAUACCCAUCCGGUACAACCCAGGAGGACUCAAGGCGGGGGUCAUGAUCCCCGGGAACCCGAAGGAGGCCCGCCUCUUCAACGGUCGGAGGUUCGUCUUGGAGCCUGCUAUCGCGGGCGAUGUUGCGUUCGUGCAUGCGUGGAAGGCCGACGAGGUUGGUAACCUGGUCUUCAGGUACACGGCAAACAACUACAAUGGCGUCAUGGCCCGCAACGCUAAAUUGACCAUCGUCGAGGCUGAGGAGAUUGUUCCGGUCGGCAGCCUCUCGCCGAACGCCAUUCACGUCCCCGGUGUAUACGUCGAUCGCAUAGUACAGGCAACCGAGCCAAAGACCAUCGAGGUGACCAAGUUGGCAGACAACCCGGCUGAGCAGGAAACGAACACAAAUCCAGCGGAGAGCUCAGAAAAGGCCGUCAAGGAUUGGCGCCACCGCAUCGCGAAGCGUGCUGCUCGGGAGAUCGGCGAUGGCUUCUACGUAAACCUCGGUGUUGGUGUCCCUACCCUCAUUCCGGAGCACCUGGACCCUAACGUCAAGGUGUGGCUUGAGAGCGAGAACGGCAUCUUGGGAAUGGGCCCUUACCCUACGCCCGACCAAGUUGAUGCGGAUAUUAUCAACGCUGGAAAGGAGACUACGACGUUGCUUCCAGGCGCCUCGUGUUUCGACUCCGCGGAGUCGUUCAACAUGAUUCGUGGUGGACACAUGGAUGUCACUUGCCUUGGUGCUAUGCAAGUGUCACAAGCGGGUGACAUUGCCAACUUCAUGAUCCCUGGAAAACUUGUCAAGGGCAUUGGUGGUGCAAUGGAUCUUGUCUCAAAUCCUGACAAGACGAAGGUCAUCGCGACGAUGCAGCACGUGUCCAAGGAUGGCACGCCUAAGAUUGUGAAGGAGUGCUCUCUGCCACUCACUGGUGCGCGCGCUGUGAGCUUGAUCGUGACCGACUUGGCAGUGUUCAAGGUAGAUCGCGCUGCGGGCGAGCUGUUAUUGACUGAUAUUGCGGAGGGCGUGACGCUCGACGAGCUUCGCGCAAAGACCGCUGCCGACUUCAAGGUCGCGGACCAGCUGGCGACAUUCUGAGAGGCUGUUUGCACAUACUGUCGUAGUUGUACAUGUUGUAUCAUUAUCUAGGAUCCCACGUACUCGGACGUUAAUAGAAGGCUUCGAACUUUCGAA
Molecule: messenger RNA, 1706 nt
Organism: Dichomitus squalens LYAD-421 SS1
Lineage: Eukaryota; Fungi; Basidiomycota; Agaricomycetes; Polyporales; Polyporaceae
Product: 3-oxoacid CoA-transferase
Exons: 11
Coding region: 24-1610 (528 amino acids)
Biological process (GO): ketone body catabolic process
Molecular function (GO): succinyl-CoA:3-oxo-acid CoA-transferase activity
Source: RefSeq, a predicted model, not a curated record